AUGGUGAGCCGGGCGCCCGGGGCGCUGGCCCUGGUGCUGGCGCUCAGGCGAAGGCUGCUGAGGCGGGGUCCCCGCCUGGGGCCUCCCGGAGCGCUGGCGCUGGCCUUGGUGCUGACGCUUGCCCUGGCCCAGGGCGCAGCGGGCCUGGAGUUUGGCGGCGGCCCUGGCCAGUGGGCGCGCUACGGGCGCUGGGCGGGCGCGGCGAGCAGCGGCGAGCUCAGCUUCAGCCUGCGCACCAACGCCACGCGCGCCCUGCUGCUCUACCUGGACGACGGCGGCAACUGCGACUUCCUGGAGCUGCUGCUGGUGGAAGGGCGCCUGCGGCUGCGCUUCGCCCUGUCGUGCGCGGAGCCCGCCACGCUGCAUCUGGACACACCAGUGGCCGACGACCGGUGGCACAUGGUGCUGCUGACCCGCGACGCGCGGCGCACCGCUCUGGCCGUGGACGGCGAAGCCCGCGCCGCCGAGGUGCGCUCCAAGCGGCGCCACAUGGAGGUAGCCAGCGACCUGUUCGUGGGCGGCAUCCCUCCCGACGUGCGGCUGUCGGCGCUCACGCUCAGCACCGUCAAGUACGAGCCGCCCUUCCGCGGGCUCCUGGCCAACCUGAAGCUGGGAGAGCGGCCGCCUGCCCUGCUGAGCAGCCAGGGCCUCCGCGGGGGAGCCGCCGACCCGCUCUGUGCGGCCCGCAACCCGUGCGCCAACGGCGGCCUGUGCACCGUGCUCGCCCCGGGCGAGGUGGGCUGCGACUGCAGCCACACGGGCUUCGGCGGCAGGUUCUGCAGUGAAGAGGAGCAGCCCAUGGAAGGUCCGGCUCACCUGACGUUAAACAGUGAAGGGUCCCUACUGUUCUCUGAGGGGGGGGCCGGUCGAGGAGGAGCCAGCGACGUGCAUCAGCCAACGAAAGGGAAGGAGGAAUUUGUGGCGACCUUCAAAGGCAAUGAGUUCUUCUGCUAUGACCUGUCCCACAACCCGAUCCAGAGCAGCACGGAUGAGAUCACGCUGGCCUUCCGGACCUUGCAAAGGAAUGGCCUCAUGCUGCACACAGGGAAGUCGGCUGACUACGUCAACCUGUCCCUCAAGUCUGGCGCCGUCUGGCUCGUCAUCAACCUUGGAUCCGGUGCCUUCGAAGCCCUGGUGGAACCCGUCAACGGCAAAUUCAACGACAAUGCCUGGCACGAUGUCCGGGUCACCCGAAACCUGCGCCAGCACGCAGGGAUUGGACACGCUAUGGUGACCAUCUCAGUGGACGGGAUCCUGACCACCACAGGCUACACCCAGGAGGAUUACACCAUGUUGGGCUCUGAUGACUUCUUCUACAUCGGAGGCAGCCCCAACACAGCAGACUUGCCGGGCUCCCCGGUCAGCAACAACUUUAUGGGCUGUCUGAAGGAUGUGGUCUAUAAGAACAAUGACUUUAAGCUGGAGCUGUCCAGGCUGGCCCGGGAAGGAGACCCCAAGAUGAAACUUCAGGGUGAUCUGUCUUUCCGCUGUGAGGAUGUGGCUGCCCUGGACCCUGUGACCUUUGAGAGCCCGGAGGCCUUUGUGGCCCUGCCCCGCUGGAGCGCCAAGCGCACAGGCUCCGUGUCCCUGGACUUCCGUACGACGGAGCCCAAUGGGCUGCUGCUCUUCAGCCAGGGCCGGCGGGCAGGCGGUGGGCAAGGAGGCCACGGGGCUGCCCGAGCCGACUACUUUGCCAUGGAGCUGUUGGACGGAUACCUCUACCUGCUCCUAGACAUGGGUUCCGGGGGCAUCAAGCUUCGGGCAUCCAACCGGAAGGUCAAUGAUGGGGAAUGGUGCCACGUGGACUUCCAGAGGGACGGGCGCAAAGGCUCGAUCUCGGUCAACAGCAGGAGCACACCCUUUUUGGCCAGCGGGGAGAGUGAGAUCCUGGACUUGGAGAGUGAGUUGUAUUUGGGGGGCCUCCCUGAAGGGGGACGGGCAGACCUGCCACUGCCCCCCGAGGUGUGGACGGCGGCGCUUCGGGCUGGAUACGUGGGCUGUGUUCGGGACCUCUUCAUCGACGGGCGCAGUCGCGACCUUCGGAGUUUGGCUGAAGCCCAAGGGGCUGUGGGGGUUGCCCCCUUCUGCUCACGAGAAACGCUGAAGCAGUGUGGGACAGCCCCCUGCAGAAAUGGGGGGGUCUGCCGAGAAGGCUGGAACCGCUUUGUCUGUGACUGUGUUGGGACAGGCUUCUUGGGCCGGGUUUGUGAGAGAGAGGCCACAGUUCUGAGCUAUGACGGCUCCAUGUACAUGAAGAUUAUGCUGCCCACGGCCAUGCACACUGAAGCUGAGGAUGUGUCUUUGCGAUUCAUGUCGCAGCGUGCCUAUGGCCUCAUGAUGGCCACCACCUCCAAGGAGUCUGCGGACACCCUGCGCCUAGAACUGGAUGGGGGGCAGAUGAAGCUCACCGUCAACCUUGACUGCCUGCGCGUCGGCUGCGCACCCAGUAAAGGCCCCGAGACACUCUUUGCCGGACACAAGCUUAAUGACAAUGAGUGGCACACAGUCCGCGUUGUGCGACGUGGCAAGAGCCUACAGCUGUCUGUGGACAACGUGACCGUGGAGGGGCAGAUGGCUGGUGCCCACACCAGGUUGGAGUUCCAUAACAUCGAGACGGGUAUCAUGACCGAGCGGCGCUUCAUCUCUGUGGUGCCUUCAAAUUUCAUCGGGCACCUCAGUGGGCUGCUGUUCAACGGACAGCCCUACAUGGACCAGUGCAAAGACGGCGACAUCACCUACUGUGAGCUCAACGCCCGCUUUGGCCUGCGGGCCAUCGUGGCUGACCCCGUCACCUUCAAGAGUCGAGCCAGUUACCUGGCGCUCGCCACGCUCCAAGCCUACGCCUCCAUGCAUCUCUUUUUUCAGUUCAAGACCACGGCUCCUGACGGGCUUCUCCUCUUCAACUCCGGCAACGGCAAUGACUUCAUUGUUAUUGAGCUGGUCAAGGGGUACAUCCACUAUGUGUUUGAUCUGGGGAAUGGCCCAUCUCUGAUGAAGGGGAACUCAGACAAGCCUGUCAAUGACAACCAGUGGCAUAAUGUGGUGGUAUCAAGGGACCCAGGCAAUGUGCAUACACUCAAGAUUGACUCACGCACAGUCACACAGCACUCCAAUGGCGCCCGGAACCUGGACCUCAAAGGAGAGCUGUACAUUGGUGGUCUGAGCAAGAACAUGUUCAACAAUCUGCCGAAGCUGGUGGCCUCUCGGGAUGGCUUCCAAGGCUGCUUGGCCUCGGUGGACCUCAAUGGCCGCCUCCCAGACCUCAUCGCUGACGCCCUGCACCGGAUUGGGCAGGUGGAGAGGGGCUGUGAUGGCCCCAGCACCACCUGCACUGAGGACUCCUGCGCCAAUCAGGGCGUCUGCCUGCAGCAAUGGGAUGGCUUCACCUGUGACUGUACCAUGACCUCCUACGGGGGCCCCAUCUGCAAUGACCACCAUGUGUGUCAAGGUGUGAUGACUGGGGGAGUGUGUAUGUACGAUGUGCGUGCCUGGACCCACGAGGAGGCUUCGGGGCCACGCCUGGGUGUGCGGGUUUGCACGUGGGUCCCCGUGGGCCUCCUAGUGGGGGUGCACGCUGGUGCACACAGACCUCGGCUCUACAUGUGUGCACCAUCAGCUUGUACCCACAGCCCAGGGUUUGUGUACGUGUGCAUGGCAGAGGCUGGGUUGCUGCACACGCGUGGCCAGGGAUGGGAGGCGUCCUGGACCUUGACGUUGCCGCCGCCCCGCGGAGCCUGGAGGGAUCCAGUUGAUUCCGUUGGUUCCAGCUCGAGGAUCGGGAUCUGGUCCCCUUCACCUUCUCCCCUCCCUCCCCCCUGUCGGGGUUUGGAGCGGGAGGGGGGUUUCCCGGGGCCUGGAGGCCCCCCCCUCGCCGGCCCCCGGCCAUGGGGCUGUGAGGUGGCGGCGGCCGAGAUGCCCCCCGGGGGCCCAGGGCCCGGGGGGUGCCCGCCCUGUCCCCCCGCCCUGGCGCUGCUGCUGCUGCUACUGCUGCUGCUGGGGGCGGGCGAGGGCGACGGGGCCCGGGUCUCCUCCAGUCUCAGCACCACCCACCACGUCCACCACUUCCACAGCAAGCACGGCACCGUGCCCAUCGCCAUCAACCGCAUGCCCUUCCUCACCCGAGGCGGGCACGGAGGCGAGUUAAUUUUGCCUAUUAUUACGGAGGACUCCCUAGACCCCCCUCCUGUGGCCACCCGCUCCCCCUUCGUGCCCCCGCCCCCGACUUUCUACCCCUUUCUCACGGGCAUGGGUGCCACCCAAGACACCCUGCCCCCGCCCGGGGCCCGGCGGCCCCCAGCAGGGCCGCCCCCGUGCCAGGGCGGGGAGCAGGAUGACAGCGACUGCGAGGAGCCCAUCGAGGCGUCGGGCUUCGCCUCGGGGGAGGUCUUUGACUCCAGUUUGCCCCCCACGGACGACGAAGACUUUUACACCACCUUCCCCUUGGUCACGGACCGUACCACCCUCUUGUCCCCCCGCAAGCCUCCUCCCCCCCGGCCCAACCUCAGGACAGACGGGGCCACGGGGGCGCCAGGGGUCCUUCUCGCCCCCUCUGCCCUGCCCCCCAAUCUGCCGGCGGGCAAAAUGAACCACCGCGACCCGCUGCAGCCGCUGCUGGAGAACCCGCCGGUGGCGGCGGGUGGGGGCCCCGGGGCGCCCACGUCCUUCGAGCCACGGCGGCCGCCCCCCGCCCUGGCCCCCGGCGUGACGGCAGCCCCUGGCUUCCCCCGUGUGCCCACAGCCAACCCCACGGGCCCCGGGGAGAGGGGCCCGCCCGGUGCCGUCGAGGUGAUCCGCGAGUCCAGCAGCACCACGGGCAUGGUGGUGGGCAUCGUGGCGGCGGCGGCGCUCUGCAUCCUCAUUCUCCUCUACGCUAUGUACAAGUAUCGCAACCGCGACGAGGGCUCCUACCAGGUGGACCAGAGCCGUAACUACAUCAGCAACUCGGCCCAGAGCAACGGCGCCGUGGUGAAGGAGAAGGCUCCCGCCGCGCCCAAGGCGCCCAGCAAGGCCAAGAAGAACAAAGACAAGGAGUACUACGUGUGAGCGCCCCGGGCCUACGGUGCCCGCCGGCGCCCCUGCCAGCCGAGCGAGCAGCAGCAGCCCCCGCCCGACCCCGACCCCCCGGGGGCGCGGGCCAAGGGCCGCCUCAGACUUCUC
This is a messenger RNA of Trichosurus vulpecula (common brushtail), 5157 nucleotides long. It is a transcript of the gene NRXN2, whose product is annotated as neurexin 2. Bases 1 to 5043 code for a protein of 1680 amino acids. The transcript has 19 exons. The record is from RefSeq and is a predicted model, not a curated record. Lineage: Eukaryota; Metazoa; Chordata; Mammalia; Diprotodontia; Phalangeridae.